Rhododendron vialii is the source of this 2545-nucleotide messenger RNA. RefSeq names its product calmodulin-binding receptor-like cytoplasmic kinase 2. Bases 400 to 1623 code for a protein of 407 amino acids. The transcript is spliced from 5 exons. Gene Ontology annotation, molecular function: protein kinase activity; ATP binding. The record is from RefSeq and is a predicted model, not a curated record. NCBI's taxonomy places the organism in Eukaryota, Viridiplantae, Streptophyta, Magnoliopsida, Ericales, Ericaceae. Gene Ontology annotation, biological process: protein phosphorylation.
UUUUUUUUUUUUGAUCCGCAUAGUGGUGCAAGUUAGCUCCACCCUCCUUGGAAAAAUCAAAGUCGUCUUCCCUCAACCAACACUUGGCUGUGCUUUCGCUGGCUAACUACCCGCCAUUUUUCACCAGAAAUCUCUCUCUCUCUCUCUCUCUCUCCCCUCUGAUAAUGAGAACUCGGAACUCCCCGCACGACAGCCGGUCCUCCGGCUCCGUCCAUCUCCGUACCCCGGGCCGGCACGAACAGUCGCCGUGCUCCGUCUACUCCUCCUCCUCGUCCUCCUCCAAGAAGUCCAGCUACCGCCGGAACCCCGUCAAGAUCGCCGCCAUGUCGGUCGCCGGAGCUUUCGUCGCAUGCUUCACUCCGCCAGAGACCAAAAUCGAGUCGAAAUUCGGCGAUUCGAAUGAAUACCCAGCUCCUUCUGAUUGGAUAUAUCGGUAUAAGUUCUUCAGUUAUUCAAUUCUUAGUUGCAUCGGAUGCUUCGAGUGGUGGCAGUGUUAAGAAGCAUGGUUCGAUUCGGGGUAUUUAUGCCAGUUCAAAUAAAUCUACGCGUACAAGUGAGCCUGGGAGUGUUAAAUUCACUAUGGAAGAAAUCCACAAGGCUACGAAGAACUUUUCCCCUACUCUUAAAAUAGGACAAGGUGGUUUUGGGACUGUCUACAAGGGCCGACUUGAAGAUGGAACCGUUGUUGCAAUUAAACGUGCUAAACAGAGUGUAUAUGACAAGCACUUGGGACAGGAAUUUCAAAGCGAGAUUCGAACACUAGCACAAGUUGAACAUCUGAAUUUGGUCAGGUACUAUGGGUAUUUGGAGCACGAAGAUGAAAGAAUUGUUGUUGUGGAAUAUGUUCCCAAUGGAACCCUUAGAGACCACUUGGAUUGUAUGCAAGGCAAUAUUCUUGACCUCGCUGCCCGGCUCGAUAUUGCAGUAGAUGUUGCCCAUGCCGUUACCUAUCUCCAUAUGUAUACAGAUCACCCUAUCAUCCACAGAGAUAUCAAGUCUUCUAACAUUCUCCUAACUGAGAACCUUCGGGCCAAGGUGGCCGACUUUGGUUUUUCACGGUUGGCAGCAGACAGUGAUGCUACCCAUGUAUCCACCCAAGUAAAAGGAACUGCCGGCUACUUGGACCCUGAAUACCUAAGAACCUAUCAACUGACCGAGAAGAGUGAUGUGUAUUCGUUUGGCGUGUUACUGGUGGAGCUAGUCACCGGCAGGCGCCCUAUUGAACCAAAACGGGAAAAGAAGGAACGCAUAACCACAAGAUGGGUACUAUCAUUUUUUCUUCCUUUCGCUUAUUGUAUAUUGUUUCCUUUCUUUUUUCUAUCAUCUUUUCGUCCUUUUUUUCUUGUUAGUUUUCUUCUUGUUUUCUUCUCUUUUCUCUUCGAAACUAAACGAGAGAAGUGUGUAUUCCUUCUCAUUUUCAUCCCUUUUAUUUGCAUACAGAGAGCAAGUACUUCUCAUACAAUUCCUUUCCUCACUUCCGCUUCCCUUUUUCCCUUUCGCAAGUUUCUAACGCAGCCUAAGAUUUGUCAGCUAAUUUGUGUGUCAAUUCCUGCUCGUCUUGUUUCUCUUAAAGUCAUCAGUUAUUUGAAUCAAUUAAAAUCAUCAUGUACGCGUCCAUUUUAGAGUCCAGUCCACCUGCGUUCCUUUGCUGCUCGAAGAAAACAUUGUGUGAUUUGAGUGGAUUAUAUGACGUGAAUCGGUGAAAUGCAGGCCAUAAAGAAUUUUACUGAUGGAGAUGCAAUUUUAGUGUUGGACCCAAGGCUGGACCGAUCUCGCGCGAACAAUUUAGCUCUGGAAAAGACCCUUGAGCUAGCCUUACGAUGUUUGGCUCCUUACAAACAGAACCGGCCAACCAUGAGGAGAUGUGCAGAGAUCCUCUGGAGCGUCCGGAAGGAUUACAGAGAGCUAUCGGCUUCAGACACCCAAUCACUCUCCUCUCAUUCCCUGACUAGUGGUUCAAUCAGAGAAGAAUGACAGAGGUAUAUGCCUCUAAGGCAGAGUUACAAUAUUUCUAAGUAUCUUUUGGAUAUUUGUGAUUCUUCGGUUUUGGUUGGGUUGAAUUUCGAUGGAUUAGAUUUAUAAGAAUGCAAAGUCCUACCGAUAGAAAUUCCUGGAGAAAAUAGCCGGUGAAGUCGAAUUUGCAUUGGAUGUGGAAUUGUGCGGAGAUUCAAAUAAAGUGGGUAAUACUCGUUUCCGAGAACCUGCCAGUUGGAGAUGUAGUCCAGGUUAUAAUAAUGCUAUAAUGCAGGCGAAAAUGGCGUUCUACAAGAAGGUUGCUUCUUUUGCGUGAUUGUGAGGGAAUUUGUGCAUAGUUGGUUUCGCUUUUGUGAAUAGAAGAUUUCAUUGGCAGCUGAAGAUAUGAAUUAAGCACCCUACUUCCUCCUAUAUUUUUCCUGUGUAUUUUUGGGAAGGGCUCUUCAGCGACCCAUUCAGGGGGCAUUUGAUUUGUAAUUGAGUUGUCCAUGUAAAACCUUACCACAUCCUGGUAAUAUAAUUCCGAUUGUGGAUUCUUAUUUUGCCUUAUUAUAUCAUGUUUACUUCUUUA